AUGAACAGCACAUCUGUCAGGUCCUUCCCUACCAUCAAGGCAGUGAAGACAUUCAUAAUAGAAGGAGUUGGUUCAGGUGGUGAUUAUCACAAUGUCAAAGGAGGUCACUGGCUGAUAGACAGUCCCAUCUCGACGCCUAUGUCGAAAUGGGAGCAAUAUCGGAAAUCCAGAACCUCGUGGGGCAUCAACGUCCUUGGUUCGUUUUGUGUCGAGAUCGAAGCCACUGAUGGCACCAAAGGUUUUGCAACUGGCUUUGGUGGUCCGCCAGCCUGCUGGUUGGUGCAACAACACUUCGAACGUUUCCUCCUAGGCAAAGACCCACGCGACACCAACGAGCUUUUUGAACUCAUGUACAGAGGCUCAAUGUUCUAUGGCCGGAAAGGUCUUCCAGUUGCAGUCAUCUCAGUCAUCGAUCUAGCAUUAUGGGAUUUGGUUGGCAAGAUACGAGGUGAACCUGUCUACAAGAUGAUAGGAGGUGCUACAAGAGAGAGACUACAUUUCUACUGUACCGGUCCCGAGCCAGGCGCUAUGAAGAAAGCAGGUUUCAUAGGAGCCAAGGUCGCCCUGCCAUAUUGUGCAGAAGAAGGUCAACCAGGCCUGCUGAAAAACAUUGCAUAUCUCAAGAAGAAGCGAGAAGAGGUCGGUCCCGACUUUCCUCUACGUGUUGAUUGCUACAUGUCAUUGAAUGUGCCCUACACGAUUGAGCUUGUCAGCGCUGCAAAGCGAGAGAAUCUCCACAUCGAUUGGUGGGAAGAAGUGCUCUCCCCUGAUGACUUCGAUGGCUUCCAGCUACUGAAACGAGCACACCCGGACACCAAAUUUACUACUGGCGAACACGAAUACUCCAGGUACGGUUUCCGUAAACUCAUCGAGGGGCGAAACGUCGACAUCUUACAGCCAGAUGUGAUGUGGGUUGGUGGAAUGACCGAGUUGCUGAAGGUCGCGGCUAUGGCCUCAGCAUACGAUCUGCCUGUUGUGCCGCAUGCAUCAGGUCCAUACAGCUACCACUUCGUGGUUUCGCAACACAAUUGUCCAUUCCAAGAAUACCUUGCUAACAGCCCAGACGGGAAGUCCGUCUUGCCUGUGUUUGGCGAUUUGUUCCUCAAUGAACCAAUUCCAGAAAGUGGUUACCUGGAUGUAGCUGUGCUGGACAAGCCUGGAUUUGGUCUUGAACUGAACCCGAAUGCUAGACUGGUGGAUGCAACUGGCCUCCUUGGGAUGGGUCCAAUGAAGUCGAUAACAUCGAAGGUCGAGGAGAGGCAAACCGUCGUGGACAAUACUUCUGCAAAACACACAACGUCAGGCGAUCACGUUGAGUAG
This is a messenger RNA of Lithohypha guttulata, 1320 nucleotides long. RefSeq lists its product as uncharacterized. The coding region runs from base 1 to 1320 and encodes 439 amino acids. NCBI's taxonomy places the organism in Eukaryota, Fungi, Ascomycota, Eurotiomycetes, Chaetothyriales, Trichomeriaceae. Gene Ontology annotation, biological process: carbohydrate catabolic process. The transcript has a single exon. The record is from RefSeq and is a predicted model, not a curated record. Gene Ontology annotation, molecular function: magnesium ion binding; L-rhamnonate dehydratase activity.